Molecule: messenger RNA, 2800 nt
Organism: Beta vulgaris subsp. vulgaris (sugar beet)
Lineage: Eukaryota; Viridiplantae; Streptophyta; Magnoliopsida; Caryophyllales; Amaranthaceae
Exons: 22
Coding region: 294-2459 (721 amino acids)
Cellular component (GO): plasma membrane
Source: RefSeq, a predicted model, not a curated record
AAAUCAGAGUUGAGAGCAAAAAAAAAAUCAGUGAGAGCUGGAAACAACGCUGCAAACUGCAAAGGCGGAGACCAAACAUAAAAAGAGAGAGAAAGUGAGCGGAUUCAUCACUCAACAACACUUCAUCGACUUAAUUUCAAUUUCAUUCGCGAAGAUUCAUAUUUCUUCAUCGAAAUUCAGCUGAUUUCGUAAUUGUUUUCAUUGAAUUAAUUUUUUUUUUUAUUGUUGUUGUGGUGCUGGAUUUUUUCGGACAACUUACGAAGAACUGGAAACCCUAGAAAUUUCGAUUGAACAUGGAAAAUGGUGGAUUGUCGGAGAAAUUUGGGGAAUUAAGUAUAGAAAACGCAAAAGAUCAUAGUCUUCUUCAGGUUAUUAAAGCAGUCGAAGUUGCUGAGGACACCAUUCGCGAACAGUAUGAAGAGAAUAAUAGGUUAAAGGCAGAGCUUCUGAAGAGAAAUCAGGAACUUGAAAAUCUUAAACUUGAUAAGCCAAUAGCUCAGAUAUUUUACUCUGGUAAUUCGUCCGACGAACAUAGACAGGGAACUAAUAUGGUCCAUCAAGCGGCUCAAAUAUAUGAUACUUCAGGUGGCCAGACUGCAGAAAAUGCUACCUUCUCUCAUCCCGCGUCACCCGCAUUAUACUCUCCUGGCAGGUUCUCAAAGGAUGGACAAUAUGAUCCCAGCAAUGGUCCUGUACAAAGAUUGAUGCAAGUCACUGAAUCAAAUAAUCAUAACAACCUUUGGAAGCAGAUUAGGGAGCGUGAAGAGGAGAUCAUUCAGCUUCGGAAGCAUCUAAAUGACUAUUCCAUAAAGGAAGCCCAAAUUCGCAAUGAAAAAUAUGUUCUAGAUAAACGCAUUGCUCAUAUGCGAAUGGCAUUUGAUCAGCAGCAGCAAGAUCUAGUUGAUGCAGCAUCUAAAGCUCUUUCUUAUAGGCAAGAUAUAAUAGAAGAGAAUGUACGCCUAAGUUAUGCUUUACAGGACGUGCAGCAAGAGAGGACAACUUUUGUAACAUCUUUGCUGCCUCUUCUUGCUGAAUAUUCUCUUCAGCCGCAGGUUUCAGAUGCCCAAUCAAUUGUUAGUAAUAUCAAGGUAGGUUUAAGGUGUCUCCUUCUGCUCAAUACUGAUAGUGCCUUUCUUUACUGGCUGCUGCAGAUCUUAUUUAGACAUCUGCAUGAAAAAUUAAAUAUCACUGAGGCAAAGUUAAAGGAGUCUCAGUAUCAACUGACACCAUGGCGUUCUGGUGGAACUAGCCCAAAUUUUGCUGCACAAUCGCCUGAAGAUCCCAGUGAUGCAGCAUUUGCUUCAAGAAAAGUUGGGCUUGAACUUGUGCCUCGUCCGUCAUAUUCUCCUGCAAACAUGGCAAACUCUGAUGGUCAGAUUGCUGCAGAUUGGAAUUCUAGGGGGCAGCAUGCUGCUCAAGCUGGUGCAACUACUGCUGUGUUACAGAAUGCAGAGUUAGAUAAUAUGGGGAGGUAUUCACCUCUAGUUAGUAGGGAUUUAGAUGUCCAUGAUGCACCAACACAAGCUCCUGUCAGCCAUGAGGAAAUGCAGAUUACACAUAAUAGGCAGGUCAAAUUUAAAGAUCCCGUCAGUAGUUCUGAGCUAUAUGGAGCUGCUGCAGAAGGGCAACAUAAUGAGAAUGAAGAUACUGGGACUUGGGGAUUGGGGACAUCUCCUUAUUCCAACACACUUGAGGAUCAAAAUUCAUCCUAUUCCCGAUAUCUUCAACCAGUUCCUGAAGAACCUUCAUCAUCGUUCUCAGAGGCUGCUGAUGAUGACCCAUUACCAGCAAUAGAGGACCUUCAAAUAUCAGGUGAACCUUAUCCUGGGCAAGAAAUCCAAGCUUGUGGUUAUUCCACCAAUGGAACAACCAGCUGCAACUUUGAGUGGGUGCGCCAUUUGGAGGAUGGAUCAGUGAAAUACAUUGAUGGCGCAAAACAACCUGUCUACCUCAUUACAGCUGAUGAUGUGGAGUCUUAUCUGGCUAUUGAAGUCCAGCCUUUGGAUGACAGAAAGAGGAAGGGGGAGCUUGUAAAGGUUUUUGCUAAUGAGCACAGAAAAAUCACUUGUGAUCCUGUUAUGCAGAGUCAUAUAGAAGAAAACUUGCGGAAUGGUCAUGCCUCAUAUAAAGUAUCUGUUUCGACAGGUUAUCUUGACAUAUGGGAGCCAGCUACUUUGACUAUAAAGCGUGAGGGUUACAGUAUUAAGGGUAGUGGAUCUAGCAGUAUCGUCGUCAAUGAGAAGUUUGUACCAGGAACCACUGUAACCAUUACCCAUGGAAACGUUAUCGAUUUUUCUGUCUUUGGUCCUAGUGAUGUUGUGCACCUCUUGCGAGCUGAGAAUACUGUACCAGACAUUGCUAGUUUGAGAGAUGCAAUUGUCCUUACGUUGAGAUUAUUCAUCAUAAAGGCUAUGCAGAAAGGAAAAGGAAAAAGGAGGAGGAUGUUCUUUAGCAAGUGAUGGUUCUGUAUGCUGGAGGUUCUCUCUUUCUCUCCCCUGCUUUAUUUUUUGGGUGAAACACAAGGAGAUGGGGUUACAAAAGAAAUAGAUAUACUGUAUUCACUUCAGGCUAGCAGGUUAUUGUGUAUAACAGCGAGACAGUAGGAGAGUUCGGAAAGGAUAGGUGAUGUAAGUUAUAGGGUAUUCAGGAAUCUAUUCAAUCAAUUCAAUUUUGGUGCAUUUUUGUUGUCGAGUGUCCAUCUUCUGUAGUGACUUAAACCUAGUUGCACUGAGGAGAAGCUAAAGCGAUGUACUCUUUGCUUGUUCCUUUAAAAUGUAAAUGCCAGUAAAUAUUUACUUCA